Messenger RNA from Colossoma macropomum (tambaqui), 2100 nucleotides. It is a transcript of the gene enc3, whose product is annotated as ectodermal-neural cortex 3. The transcript is spliced from 3 exons. The record is from RefSeq and is a predicted model, not a curated record. Bases 214 to 1983 code for a protein of 589 amino acids. Gene Ontology annotation, molecular function: protein binding. NCBI's taxonomy places the organism in Eukaryota, Metazoa, Chordata, Actinopteri, Characiformes, Serrasalmidae.
ACCGAGCAAAGCUCUCGCUCACUCACAGUCUCAGCUCAGUGGACGGGGAGUUAAUGUCUUACAAACGGGGUCUAAAGCUGUUCACCGUCACAGCAAACAAGACAUGUGACUUCUGGUCGUUUUCAGAGGAGAAAAUCUGAGGAAAUAAAAGAGUUUAAAAGAGAACUGCCCACUUCUUCCUGCGGUCAGGAGAGCAGAAGCUCUAGGUCCAAGAUGUCAGUGAGCAGCCACGAAAACCGUAAGUCCAGGUCAAGCUCUGGAUCCAUGAACAUCCACCUGUUCCACAAAACGUCCCACGCAGACAGCCUGCUAACGCAACUCAACCUUCUCCGCAAGCGCCGUGUGUUUACGGAUGUUGUUUUGCGGGCUGGAAACAGGGCCUUUCCGUGCCACAGGGCCGUCCUGGCCUCCUGCAGCCGCUACUUUGAGGCCAUGUUUAAUGGAGGCCUCAAAGAGAGCCGGGACGCUGAGGUUAACUUCCAUGACUCUUUGCACCCAGAGGUUCUGGAGCUCCUUCUGGACUAUGCUUACUCGGCCCGAAUCAUCAUAAACGAGGAAAAUGCUGAGUCCCUGCUAGAGGCGGGCGACAUGCUGCAGUUCCAUGAUAUCCGGGAUGCCUCUGCGGAGUUCCUUGAGAAGAACCUGCACCCUUCAAACUGCCUCGGAAUGAUGCUGCUUUCGGAUGCUCAUCAAUGCCAGAGGCUGUACGAGCUGUCCUGGCGCAUGUGCCUUGCUAAUUUUGCCACCCUCUACAGGACGGAGGACUUCCUAAACUUGCCGAAAGACAAGGUCCAAGAUUUGAUCUUCAGUGAGGAACUGGAGGUGGAGGACGAGAGUGUAGUGUACGAAGCUGUCAUAGACUGGGUCAAAGCGGACAUGGAAAGAAGACUCGGUGACUUGCCUGAGCUUCUCCGCUGUGUGCGAUUAGCCUUGCUCCCAGAGACUUACCUGCUCAAGAACGUGGUUUCUGAAGAAAUGGUGAUGGGAGACAAGGUUGGUCGAGAGAUUGUGGAAGAUGCCGUGAGAUGCAAGAUGAAAAUCCUUCAGAACGAUGGCGUAGUCACAGGUUUCUGCGCCAGGCCGAGGAAGAUCAGUCAGGCUCUCUUGCUUCUGGGAGGCCAGACCUUCAUGUGUGAUAAAAUCUACAUGAUUGACCACAAGACGAAGGAGAUUACCCUCAAAACGGACCUUCCGAGUCCUCGUAAAGAGUGCAGUGCCUGCGCUAUUGGCUGCAAGGUUUAUGUUACAGGAGGUAGAGGGUCAGAAAACGGAGCUUCCAAAGAUGUCUGGGUCUACGAUACCUUGCAUGACGAGUGGUCCAAAGCUGCGCCAAUGCUUGUAGCCAGAUUUGGCCAUGGCUCAGCCGAAUUGGACCAUGUCUUGUAUGUGGUAGGUGGCCACACAUCUCUCGCAGGGUCUUUUCCAGCCUCUCCAUCCGUGUCACUCAAACAGGUUGAACAGUACAACCCACAGUCCAACAAAUGGACGUUAGUAGCCCCUCUUCGAGAAGGCGUCAGCAACGCUGCUGUCGUGGGAGCCAAGAACAAACUCUUCGCUUUUGGAGGCACUAGCGUGAAUAGAGAUAAGUAUCCCAAAGUGCAGUGCUUUGACCCCUGUGAAAACAGAUGGACGGUACCAGCCUCCUGCCCUCAGCUCUGGCGCUAUACAGCUGCAGCUGUGGUUGGAAAUCAGGUUGUGGUCAUUGGAGGAGAUACCGAAUUCUCGGCUAGCUCUGCUUAUCGAUUCAACAGUGAGACCUACCAGUGGACUAAAUUUGGCGAUGUGACGGCCAAGAGGAUCAGCUGCCAUGCUGUGGCCUCUGGAAACCGGCUUUAUGUUGUAGGGGGUUACUUUGGGGCACAAAGGUGCAAAACCCUGGACUGUUACGACCCAUCUACAGACACUUGGGACAGCAUCACUAGCGUCCCGUACUCCCUCAUCCCCACUGCGUUCGUCAGCACAUGGAAAUAUCUAUCAUCCUGAAUGUGAAGAGAUGCUCUGUUUGAUGGCCAGUGUGUGAGGAAUGUGGAGUGUGUGGAAUGUGGGGGGAGGGGGCGGUGGUCCUCCUCCGGCCAGCUCACACGGGCUGGAUCAACAUGG